Messenger RNA from Pseudocercospora fijiensis CIRAD86, 702 nucleotides. RefSeq lists its product as uncharacterized. The coding region runs from base 1 to 702 and encodes 233 amino acids. The transcript has 7 exons. The record is from RefSeq and is a predicted model, not a curated record. Lineage: Eukaryota; Fungi; Ascomycota; Dothideomycetes; Mycosphaerellales; Mycosphaerellaceae.
AUGAUUCUGAAAGCAAUUCGCCAUAGAUGUGACAUGAUCAAAAGACUCAUCCUAGAGCUUCCGAGCGGACAAUGGCGUGGACUUUUCGAACACUUGGGAUACCCGCCUUACAUCCUGACCCGAGGAGAUGACGACAUGGUGUCUUUCUAUACUGAUGUUUCUGGUACUCAUAGGCUUGCACGGCCACCCAUGCCUAUAAGUUCAGGCACCUCGAGAUCAGCGAUGGAAAAUGCCAGCGUAUAUCUCAUUCAAGAAGCAUGCUGCAGCCAAUACAUGCAAGAAGAGCCGUAUAUAAGCGAGCAGGCUUUCGGUAUCGACACGUCUGCCAUGUGCUUGUCAUUAGAUGCAGCUUCCAACCAUGUACAUUCUUACAGAAGCUCAAACUUUUGGCUAGUGGGUCUUGACCAUUUCCACGAGGCGUUGAGGUGUUUCCCCUGGACGAAGGAUAUGCCGUUGGCUGGCGGACCACGUCGACUCUGCAGGAUAAGCACAAAAGUCCUGGACAGUGUGAUAAGUCAGGAGCAGGAAAGCAACGGCAGCACAAGCAUAUGCCGUGCAGAUGUGGCUGAUCGCUCCGUGCCUAUCACGCCCACUGUCGGCGCCCUGUGUGACGGAUUCUCGCCGACAUCUUAUCUGCGCUCCGUGAUUUGCUCCAUCUCAAAGGAUCGUGUUGGUAUCAAAGUCCACGAAUCAGACACAUAA